Hippocampus zosterae (dwarf seahorse) is the source of this 4573-nucleotide messenger RNA. It is a transcript of the gene cry5, whose product is annotated as cryptochrome circadian regulator 5. The coding region runs from base 106 to 1671 and encodes 521 amino acids. Gene Ontology annotation, biological process: circadian regulation of gene expression; entrainment of circadian clock by photoperiod. The transcript has 11 exons. Gene Ontology annotation, molecular function: DNA binding; FAD binding. Gene Ontology annotation, cellular component: cytoplasm; nucleus. The record is from RefSeq and is a predicted model, not a curated record. Lineage: Eukaryota; Metazoa; Chordata; Actinopteri; Syngnathiformes; Syngnathidae.
UGAUUGGCUAGCACACUUCCUGUUUUGUAACUCUUCAACGUGGUUGUUACCAAACACCAAUCGAGACAAGCAUCGGUUGAGAGAUAUAAACGACGUCUUUAAGAAAUGGGUCAUAGAUGCAUCCACUGGUUCCGUAAAGGGCUGCGGCUGCACGACAACCCGGCGCUGAUGGCCGCUCUGAGGGACUGCAAGGAGCUUUAUCCGGUGUUCAUCCUCGAUCCACAUCUCUUUGACAAGAGAUGGGUGGGCAUCAACCGCUGGAGGUUCCUGCUGGGGGCGCUCAAAGACUUGGACUGCAGCCUCAGACUGCUCAACUCUAGGCUGUUUGUUGUGAGAGGCAAGCCAGAAGACAUGUUCCCCAAACUGUUCAGCAAGUGGAAAAUAACAAAGCUGACCUACGAGUUUGACACAGAGCCUUACAGCGUAUCCCGUGACCAGAAGGUGGCCGCACUCGCCAAAGAACAUGGGGUGGAAGUCGUGUAUAAAGUGUCCCACACGCUUUAUGACAUAGACCGAAUAAUCGAGGAAAAUAAUGGGAAAGCCCCCCUCACAUACAACCGCAUGCAGGCUUUAGUGAAGACCCUCGGGCCCCCGAAGAAGCCAAUUCCCGCUCCCACUGAAGAAGACAUGAAAGAUGUGAAGAGCACUCAAUUAGAAGAUGACGCACACAACUAUCCGAUUCCGUCAAUGGAUGAGCUUGGUCAUGAUACAUCGGAAGUCGGAGAGGAGCCUUUCCCAGGAGGAGAGCAAGAAGCUUUGAGGCGACUGGAGGAAAAUAUGAAAAAAACUGGAUGGGUGUGCGGCUUUGAGAAACCUCAGACAUCCCCCAACUCUUUGAGCCCGAGCACCACGGUCCUCAGCCCUUACGUCACAUUCGGCUGCCUGUCUGCGCGCACCUUUUGGUGGAGGCUGACCGAAGUCUACAAGGGAAAAAAGCAUUCCGAUCCGCCAGUGUCCCUGCACGGACAGUUAUUGUGGCGAGAGUUCUUCUACACGGCCAGUGUCGGCGUCCCCAACUUUAACAAGAUGGAGGGCAACCCUGUGUGCACUCAAGUGGACUGGGACACGAAUCAUGACUACCUGACUGCCUGGAGGGAGGCUCGGACGGGUUUCCCCUUCAUCGACGCCAUCAUGACCCAGCUGAGACGAGAAGGAUGGAUCCAUCACCUGGCCAGACAUGCCGUGGCCUGCUUUCUCACCAGAGGAGACCUGUGGAUCAGCUGGGAGGAAGGGCAGAAGGUUUUCGAGACGUUGCUGCUAGAUGGCGACUGGGCUCUCAAUGCGGGAAACUGGCAGUGGCUCUCAGCUAGCGCAUUCUUCCACCAGUACUUCAGAGUCUACUCUCCCGUGGCGUUUGGCAAGAAGACUGACAAAAAUGGCGACUACAUCAAGAAGUACCUUCCCGUCCUGAAGAAGUUCCCCGCUCAGUACAUCUAUGAGCCUUGGAAAGCACCAGGCAGCGUACAGAAGGCAGCAGGGUGCAUUGUGGGUAAAGACUAUCCGCAUCCCAUUGUGGAACACGAAGUCAUCAGCAAGAAGAACAUACAGAGGAUGAAAUUGGCGUACGCCAAGAGGUCCGCCGACGCCGACGAAUCGUCCAGCAAGAAGCAAGGUGUGAAGCGAAAGGCGCCUUCCGUUGUUGACAUGUUGAGGAAGAAAGGAAAGAAAUGAGUCCAGCUGCUACAUUUGUUACAGUUCUUUGGUUAUCUCCUAUUUAGAUUGGUGGCAUCGGUUUGCUUGUUUGUUUGAGGUAUAUUGUGAAGAGGUUGUUCUUGCCGGUGUGUUUCUGACGUCUUGGAGCUUGGAGCUGGAAGUGGAUGAAUGCGUUAUUGCUGUACCCGUGAAAUGUCAGCUUUAUUCUUUCCAUACUGUAAUGGUUGUGUCCACAUGUACAUUGAAAGCAUUGACGAUUUUUACCAUGUUCAAACAGUCUAAAUCAGGGGUGGGCAAACUAUUUGGCUCGGGGGCCGCAUUGACUUUUAAAAUUUGACAGGUCAGCACGAGCUAUGGUACAUUUUAAAAAAAACUGCAUUUGUUGACAGUCCAUAUCAAACAUCAACAGAACAAAAGCAUGAAAGUACUGUAUUAAUAUACUUUUUUAAAUGACAACAGUGUUGUUGAUGACCUAUUUUAGCCUGUGCAUUGCUGUAGAUGGGUUAUGAUCAGACCAGUAGAAGUAGAGCGAUACAGAGGUCCUAGAAGGUGGUCGAAAAGAUUCCCCCCCCCCCCCCGUUUUCUGCAACUUCAAGUCAAUACGCCACCUGGCGGUGAAAUGCCUGUCAUUACAAAUUCAAUUGAAUUGAAUGCAAUCAUUCACAUCGAACCUGAAUUGUGGACCGACCUUCGGCGGGCCAGAUUAAAAAGACCAAUGGGCCGGAUUCGGCCCGCGGGCCGUAGUUUGCCCACCACUGGUCUAAAUCGUCUUUUCUUUUGCAAUUGAAAGAAUAUUUCAUGAUGGUCGUGUGACUCACUUUUACACGUAAAAGCUUCUCAAAAAUACGGCUAGGCCACUGCAAAUUUACUGCGCUAACUAAAAUCUCAAUGGACUUGUAGAUCAUUUACUUGGCUUAUUCUAUCACUGGCUGUAAAAUGAGGUACGAGCCGAUAACAAUGUGUACUAGUGUCAGAAAGGUAGAUGCAAUGGCAAUAAUGUGGUGUAGAACAACCGUGCUUUAUUUAACAACAGUGAUGCAAUCCUGAGGAACGUGCCGGCAUUCCAUGUAUGCGUGUGUCAGCUGUCCCAUCAAGUCUAGUAUUCUCCCGUUGCCGCUUCCUUGGACAUGACGCUGGUGUGAAUAUCCAGAAGAUGAUAUCACUGCCUCGGCGGAUGUACAAAAUGCAGCUCAGUUUCCAGAGAGACCCAUCAAACAAACAGUGUGCAAGUAUGCGAGCGGAUCCCCUUUCCUUUUCCUCUUUCGACACUCCUUGUUUAUCUGCGUCGACACGUCACAAUUGCAAACAUUUGGCAGCGUGGUGCUCAAACAACCCGGUUGGAUCAGCAGACAGCAGAGAAUAGUGGACCCCACUGCUGAUUUAUCAGCAUCGCAGGGGAAGAGUUCCACUGCAUGUUAGACACCCACUGUUUUAAAUCUUAUUGAAUUGACUUGUGCGUAAAUGCCUUUGCAGACACGAUAAUCCAUCAUCUCGGUUUUGGUUGUAUGAAAUCAGUUAUCCAACACAGAAAUAAUUUCGGUCGCUUAAUUGUACAGCAAAAUGAAACCCUGCUGACGUUCACUCUGACCGAUGUGUCAUGGUCAACAGAGGUUAGUUUCCUCGAGAGAGUCAUUUGAUGCCUCCCGUUAGUGUUAGGGUGUUGUUGCUUUUUGCUUCAUUGUGUUGUUGCCGUAUCUCGGCCCUGGGGUCUUGUCUAUUCCCCCCCCCCCCCCCCCCCCACGAUAAAUCUACCCCGCUAAACCACGGUGGGAUUUAGAGUGCAGGCUAUACAUAGUUCAUUAUGAGGCAACAACCAUGUGAUAGAGAAAUUGUGACUUCAUACGACUUGAGUUUUGACAGAUACGUUUCUCCGAGAAACAUGGAAAAUGUUGAGAUUUUUUUUUUAAAAAUUACAUUCGAAAUCAACUGGAGUAUCUCGGGAGUUGCUAUUAACGAUAAUUGCUGUGAUGUUCAAACCCGUUCUCACCAUUCAAUUUUUACGUUUGACAUUCACAAUGAUGUCAUCACAGCUUUUGCGAAGCAUCCAAUCAGAUUGCUCUCAUGUUAUUCGUAUAUUGAUCAUAGCCACAAGGGGGCAUAUUUGCAUCGAAUUUUGGUUUUACAUAUCACGCACUAAAGUGGUGUUUGCCAACCUUUAUUGAGCCGAGACACACGCCAAACAAAAAGUAUGAAUACUGAAAUUAUCAUCCAGAUUCACUCACAAGUUGAUUAACUCCAUGUGAAAUUUAGUCCCAAUUUUAAGGGUUAACAGUCAGUUGGCCAGUAAUAAUAAAAAAAAAGACAGCACUCGAUGUCUGGUGAGAUAGUUUGUGUUCCUCUUUCGUUGUAUAGAAAGGGAGGGUGGUCACAUUACAUCAGUGAUGUUUCCACACUCGGGGGCUUUGAUCUAUCAGUACACACCCUGUCCUAAAUAUCCCGACCACGAUGAGGUAACUGUGCUUACAAAAUAAAGUGGCAGCUGUUUACCGCAGUGGAGAUCAGUCACAGUCAUUAUAAUGUCGCGUUUAUAUUUUGAUAAUAGUGGCUUUUAGGUCCAGAAAAUAAAUGUGAAUACGUGCUACAGUAUGUGAUAAGUGAAGUCCGAUGAGCAUAGCAAUACACACACACAUACACACAAGGGAGAGAGGGACUUUUUAAUUCAUCACAUUGUACAUGCAUGCAAGUCUAAAGAGUGUGUGUGUCAAGAUGAGAAGCAUGCGGUCAUUAGUGAGCUGUACCCUUGUAGGGCUCUUCUAUUUCAAUUGCUUCUCCUUUGGGAUACAAAAUGAUUGUCGGUUGAUAAUGAAGCCUUCUCGUUUUAUGUAUUUAAAAAAAAGUUAGACCAGUAUGAGAACCGUGUUACUCCAAAUUAUUGUCUUUUUAACGAAAGAAAACCACUCCCCCCAACCAUAUUUUUUUU